Ostrinia nubilalis (European corn borer) is the source of this 3194-nucleotide messenger RNA. RefSeq names its product nuclear factor NF-kappa-B p110 subunit-like. Gene Ontology annotation, cellular component: cytoplasm. The coding region runs from base 210 to 3194 and encodes 994 amino acids. NCBI's taxonomy places the organism in Eukaryota, Metazoa, Arthropoda, Insecta, Lepidoptera, Crambidae. Gene Ontology annotation, molecular function: protein binding; RNA polymerase II cis-regulatory region sequence-specific DNA binding; DNA-binding transcription factor activity, RNA polymerase II-specific. The record is from RefSeq and is a predicted model, not a curated record. The transcript has 21 exons. Gene Ontology annotation, biological process: regulation of DNA-templated transcription.
GUCAAUUGUCAAGUUUGUUGUCGGACAACGAAGUUGUGUCCGCUCGCUCUGUGAUUUUUAUUUUAAGCAUUUACAAGAAAAGUGUUAAUAGUGCAAAUUAAUCGUAGACACAGUGACUUAUGAAUAAUUAAAAGUGGUGAAGUGUUAAAGUUUGUUGAAGAAUUUAAUUAUUAUGCUGAAUUGCAUUUGCUGAUUAGAAAACAGGAAAAAUGUUAUCGGCGACGUCUAGCGAUACGGAAGCUUCGAACAUGGGGUCUCCACGCUCUCACAUGGGGUCACCUUACAGCUCGCCUUCACAGCAAGUGCCCCAGCUAACAUACUCAAUGACUGAGCUGACUUGUGCUGAUAAAAAAUACAUUCAUGACAACGAGUUUCUUGGUGCAAAUCAACCAUUCUUGAGGAUAACGGAAGAGCCACAGCACUACUUUCGGUUCCGCUACCGGAGUGAAAUGGUCGGCACCCAUGGUUGCUUGCUUGGAGAAUCUAGCGGUACCAGUAAAUCCAAAACUCAUCCUACAGUAGAGCUAGCGAAUUACAAGGGGCGUGCGAUGAUAAGGUGUCGUUUGGCCCAAAAGAAAUCCCCUGAAGAGCACCCCCAUAAGCUACUCGAAGAAGAACAAGAUAGAGAUGUUAGUUACGAAGUGCCUGAAAAUGGGAGUUAUAAAGUGGGUUUUGCUGGCAUGGGAAUAAUACACACAGCAAAAAAAGAUGUUCCUGGGUUGCUUUUUAAAAAAUAUUCAGAAACAUUGACAAACAGGAAUGUAGAUUUGAAAGAGCUCCGCAUGCAUUGCGAGAACGAGGCGAAGAGUAUAGAUCUCAACAUCGUGCGACUGAGGUUCAGCGCUCACGACCUCUUAACUAACAAAGAGAUCUGCCCACCGGUGUUUUCAAAACCUAUACACAACUUGAAAAGUGCUGCCACCAAUGAUUUGAAGAUCACCCGCGCGAGCCGCUCAUGCGGACGCGCCAGCGGCAAUGAAGAUGUAUUCUUGCUCGUGGAAAAAGUCAAUAAAAAAAACGUUUUGGUCAGACUGUUUGAACUGAACGACAGUGGAGAGGUAGUUUGGACAGCAAAUGGACGUUUCUUGCAGAGCGAUGUACACCAUCAAUACGCUAUUGUAUUUAGUACCCCCCCAUACAAGGAUAAAAACAUAACGAGCGCCAAGAAGGUGUACAUAGAACUAGUGCGGCCUUCCGAUGGGCGCACGAGCGAGCCGAAGGAGUUCGAAUACAAACCGGAGAAGUAUGGCGGACGGUCUAACACACCCGGAAAGAAAAGGAAGGCGAAUUCUCCAUAUUCAUCCUACAGCUCAUCGAAUUCCCUCAAAAGCAACGGCGAAGUGCCCGCUACCGUUCUAUUAUACAUGAAUCAACACGCCAAUGAAAAUGCUAAUGAUAAUCUGGUUCAUGACGUGCAGAUGUGUACUAUACCUCAGCUGCCUCAAAUACCGCACGCGUCGCCUAGUAGCUCCAGCGACCUCGGCGAAGCGAUACUAUACGGAAUGCGCGCGGAAGGCAGUCCCUCCACCCAGUUCUAUGAUAGCCCCAUGAUGCCUCAAGGUGUGGCUGACCCACCAGACCUACAGCUGAACUCUACGGAACUGGAUCGCCUGCUGAAAGACAACCCUAGCAUCCCGGCUGAAGAAAAGGAACGCUUCUGCAAAGCUGACUGGUCUGAAUACCUAAAGUUCACCGACAGUGUGACGGACAUCGGAGAAACACACGGCUCAUCCUACAGUAUAGAUAUCGUGCGUUCUUUGUUGUCUAGUGACUCCGGGAAAGGAAACAGCUCAAAUGAAACGGCAUCAAAGCAACGAAUUGGCGAAAAGGAAGAAAAGGUAUCAAAUCCCGUGGACAAACCCAAAGGCAUUGGUGAAUAUACUGCUUUCUACAAAGCAGAGGAUGGGGCUGAAGUUAAAAAGCUGGUUAAGGAGUUGUGCGAGAUGAUAAGGGACAAAUCAAAUGUCAAGAGGCCAAUAGUCAAAGAGAAACUUGAAAGGCUCUUCAAAAUGAGGCUGUCCAAUGGAGACACGUUUCUCCAUAUGACAUUGUGCAGCAAGCAGCCAAGCCUGGAUUACAUUGUCAAGCUCAUCCAUAGUAUGAAGAUGCCCCAUUUGCUCAAUUUGACGAACAAUCAGUCGCAAACUAUUCUACAUUUAGCCGUGGUGUACGAUAUGCCGAAAACCGUGUCUUUCCUUGUAUCUAAAGGGUGCAAUCCAAUGAUCGAGGACAGCGAAGGCAACAACGUGAUACAUUACGCCGUGAUUUACCAGAACUCUUUGGAACCACUACUCACUGCGCUCAAGAGCAAUAACGUACCGCACGAUCUCGACGCUUGCAACAACGAGAAACAAACGCCCCUGCACUUGGCGGUCAUAUACAAGAGCGUCGAGAGCGCCCGCAUACUUCUGGCAGGCGGAGCCGGCUGUGGGACGCGCGACGCUGCGGGACGCACGGCCCUACACUUGGCCGCGUUAGACGACUGCCUGCCCGUCGCCGCGCUGCUGCUGGGACACAUGCCCCCGGUGAGUAUAGAGCGCUCGCAUACUGCUGGCGAGCGGGACGGGACGGGACGCGGGACACUGCACCUGGCCGCGUUAGACGACUGCCUGCCCGUCGCCGCGCUGCUGCUGGGACACAUGCCCCCGGGCGAAGUGGACGCCAUCAACGGGAGCGGCUACACAGCGUUACAAGCUGCUUGCGACGGCGAGAUGAGAGAGAACACUCUCGCCAUGGUCGAGCUGCUGCUUGAGAAGGGAGCAAACCCGCUGAAGCGCGAAGAAUACGGCGCGUCGGCGUGGCAGCUGGCCAUAGACAAGCCGGCGGUGCGUGACGCGAUGCGAGCGCGCGUGCCCGAGCCCCCGCUCGACGACGACGUCAAGUCCGAGCCCGACGACGAGCCCGAAGAAGAGUUCGAGUCCGCGGACGAAGGCGAGGCAUGCGGCCUGUCAGACCUGCCUCUAUACGUGGAGGAGCUAUCGCGCGCGCUGGACGCCAGCGGCGGCUGGAGGGCGCUGGCCUCGCACCUGGAACUAGAGGCGCUGCACUCCUGGUACUCCAACACGCGCAGCCCGGCGCGCACGCUGCUCUACCACGUCAAGGUACCGACGCUACAGCGGCUGCAGGCGCUGGCUCGCACCUGCAAGGUACCGACGCUACAGCGGCUGCAGGCGCUGGCUCGCACCUGGAACUAG